This is a messenger RNA of Pelecanus crispus (Dalmatian pelican), 7498 nucleotides long. NCBI's taxonomy places the organism in Eukaryota, Metazoa, Chordata, Aves, Pelecaniformes, Pelecanidae. The record is from RefSeq and is a predicted model, not a curated record.
AUGAUGUUUCCAUCUGAGACCGCACAAUCAAAGGAGUAUGGGGAGUUGGGCCAGACUGGAAAGUGUGUGGUGGAGCUUGGAGGGAAGAAUGCAGAAUCAAUUGAUCUCAAACAGUUUUUUGACCUACAUUUCUCACAUAUAUAUUAUGUGUUCUUUGAAAACUUUGUGACUAUUGAAGUAGGUCUUAAACAAAAAGGUCACAAGUCUCAGAGAGAAGAAUUAGAUUCUAUUCUUUUUAUUUUUGAGAAAAUUUUGCAACUCCUUCCAGAAAGGAUUCAUCAGAGGUGGCAAUUUCAUAGUAUUGGGUUGAUUUUAAAGAAGCUUCUUCACACUGGAAAUUCAUUAAAGAUACGGCGAGAGGGUGUGCGUCUCUUUCUUUUGUGGCUGCAAGCACUUCAAAAUAACUGUAGUAAAGAACAAUUAUGGAUGUUUUCUUGCUUGAUUCCUGGAUUUUCAUCACCACAGUCUGAAUAUGGCCCCCGAACACUAGAUAAUCUCAUUAACCCUCCACUUAAUGUUCAAGAAACUCAAGUGACUAUAGAGGAAAUCACUCCACUUGUUCCUCCACAAUCAGGAGAUAAAGGACAAGAAGAUUUAACAAGCUAUUUCUUAGAAGCACUUUUGAAAUACAUAGUAAUUCAGGUUAAGAGUUUAGAGUGGAAGAACAAGGAAAACCAGGAAAAGGGAUUUUCGUUUUUAUUCUCAAAUUUUAAGAAAUACUACUUACCUUCUAUUUUCCCAAACAUCUGUAAGGAGACCAGCUUGUAUAACCCUAUAGUUGAUAUACCACAAAUGAGACCAAAGCCACACUAUGUAAUGGUUAAGAAAGAUGCUGAAACCAAUGAGGCAAUAUAUUGCACAAAGGAACCUUUUAUUAAGGCUCGUGUCAUUGUCAUUCGAUGGUUGGUGUCUUUCUGGCUUGAGCCAAAACCUCAUACAGGACCUCAUAUUCCUGGGAUGGAAGGUGAAAAUGUGCCAAAGAAUAUUCAGAGAGCAGCUGCUAGCAUGGUUUCAAGGGAGGACAGCAAAAAUGACAGUACUGAUAAGCAGGAUAGAAAUGCAGAGCCAGAACAAUCUCAUUCUAAUACAAGUACUCUAACAGAGAGAGAACCAAGUUCUUCUAGCCUCUGCAGUAUUGAUGAAGAGCAUUUAACUGAUAUUGAAAUUGUCCGGAAAGUCUUUUCUUCUAAAAGAAGCAAUGUGAAUUUUCUAACCGAGAUUUUUCGACAGGCUUUUUUGUUGCCAAUAUGUGAAGCAGCUGCCAUGAGGAAAGUGGUAAAGGUGUAUCAGGAAUGGAUUCAGCAAGAAGACAAGCCUUUAUUUAUGAAGGAACCUGAAGAAAUCAUGCAGUGCACAACUGUAGAUUGUGAUGAAAGUGUUGUUGACCACAAUUCAUCAGAGAAAGCAAAAGAAAGAGAAGAGGAAAAAGGGACGAACUCCAGUCAUGUUAGAAAUUCAAACUGGACAAGAAAUGGCUGUUACGAAGACACUUUGCAUAAAUUGUCUGAAAUUGAUACUGAAGAGCAAAAUGUACGAGCUGGAGUCCAGUCAGUAUUGCAGGUUUUUAUAAUAAAUUCUUCAAAUAUAUUCUUUCUUGAACCUGCAAAUGAAAUAAAAGCUCUGCUGGAUGAACACACUGAUAUGUGUAAACGCAUUCUUAAUAUCUACCGUCACAUGGUAGUCCAAGUGACUAUGGACAAGAAGACGUGGGAACAGAUGCUACUUGUGCUGCUCAGGGUCACUGAAUCUGUGCUGAAAAUACCACCCCAAACUUUCUUGCAGUAUCAAGGAAGAAAAAACUCCACUUUAGCUGGAAGGCUUGCAGGACCUCUUUUCCAGACUCUUAUAGUAGCUUGGAUCAAAGCGAAUCUAAAUGUGUACAUCUCUCGAGAACUUUGGGAUGACUUGCUGUCUGUAAUGUCAUCGCUGACAUAUUGGGAAGAGCUGGCCACUGAGUGGUCACUGACAAUGGAGACACUAACUAAAGUAUUAGCUAGAAACUUGUACAGCCUGGACCUCAGUGACCUGCCAUUGGAUAAAUUAAGUGAGCAGAAGCAGAAAAAACACAAAGGCAAAGGAGUUGGGCAUGAAUUCCCAAAAUCUUCCGUUGAUAAGUCCUUUUCUAGAGGCUGGAGCCGUGAUCAGCCUGGACAAGCGCCAAUGAGACAACGCAGUGCUACAACCACUGGCUCUCCAGGAACAGAGAAGGCAAGAAGCAUAGUACGGCAGAAAACAGUUGACAUUGACGAUGCUCAAAUUCUUCCACGUCCACCUCGAGUCAGACAUUUUUCACAGAGUGAGGAUGCUCCAAGUGAAGUUUUUGGUGCAUUAAAUGAGGAACAGCCACUGCCACGAAGCAGCAGCACCUCUGACAUCCUGGAACCUUUUGCAGUUGAACGAGCCAAAGCUAAUAGAGAGGACAUGAGUCAAAAGCUGCACCCUAUUGAUAGUGAUAUUGGCAGUAGCAAUACAAAUGUUCCUGACCUCAUGGAUGAAUUUAUAGCUGAGAGACUCCGCAGUGGUAGUGCACUGAAUGUGACAAGAAGAGGAAGCAGUCCUGGCAGCCUGGAAGUUCCUAAAGACCUUCCUGAUAUAUUGAACAAACAGAACCAAAUGCGUCCUAUAGAUGACCCAGGCGUGCCUUCCGAGUGGACAUCACCUGCCAGCGCAGGCAGCAGUGACCUCAUCAGUUCAGAUAGCCACUCUGACUCUUUCAGCGCCUUCCAGUAUGAUGGCCGCAAAUUUGAAAAUUUCAGCUUUGGCACUGAGGCAGGGACACCAGCUUCCACUGACGUUGAUGCAAUUUCAGGACAGCAACAGAGUGCCGAGGAGCAAGAAGUGGCCAGUCUAACUACACUCCACAUAGAUUCGGAAACAAGUAGUCUCAAUCAGCAACCAUUGUCUGCUGAAGCUGCAACUAUUACUGGCUCUGAAAGUGCUUCUCCAAUCCAAUCUGCUCUUGGAUCCCGAUCACAGACACCCUCUCCUGCCACUCUUCAUGCAGAUCAUAUUGAGCAGAAGGAUCUGCAGCUGGAUGAGAAGCUCCACCACUCUGUUUUACAGACGCCAGAUGACCUAGAAACUAGUGAAUUCCCCUCAGAAUGUUGCAGCGUGAUGGCUGGGGGAACACUUACCGGAUGGCACGCAGAUGUUGCUACUGUGAUGUGGAGGCGAAUGCUAGGAAUUUUGGGAGAUGUCAACAGCAUCAUGGAUCCAGAGAUUCAUGCCCAGGUUUUUGAUUACCUGUGUGAACUGUGGCAGAAUCUGGCCAAGAUAAGAGACAAUCUUGGUAUUUCAACAGAUAACCUAACUUCACCAUCUCCGCCAGUUUUAAUUCCUCCACUGAGAAUUCUAACACCAUGGUUGUUCAAGGCAACAAUGCUGACUGAUAAAUACAAACAAGGAAAGCUACAUGCUUAUAAACUCAUUUGUAAGACAAUGAAGCGAAGACAAGAUGUUUCUCCAAACAGGGAUUUUUUAACUCAUUUCUACAAUAUAAUGCACUGUGGACUUCUUCAUGUUGAUCAAGAUAUUGUCAAUACAAUCAUCAAGCACUGCUCUCCUCAGUUCUUUUCACUUGGUUUGCCUGGUGCUACCAUGCUUAUUAUGGAUUUCAUUGUAGCAGCAGGAAGAGUGGCUGCUUCUUCUUUCCUCAAUGCACCCAGAGUUGAAGCACAAGUUCUUUUAGGAUCUCUAGUCUGUUUUCCCAAUUUAUAUCAUGAACUACCAGCUCUUCACCCAAACAUUCCUGACAUUGCUGUGUCUCAGUUUACGGAUGUUAAGGAACUCAUAAUUAAAACUGUGUUAAGUUCAGCAAGAGAGGAGCCAUCUGGUCCUGCACGAUGUGUUGCUCUUUGCAGCCUCGGUAUUUGGAUCUGUGAGGAGCUAGUUCAUGAAUCACAUCAUCCUCAGAUCAAGGAAGCAUUGAAUGUGAUUUGUGUUUCUUUAAAGUUUCCAAAUAAAACAGUAGCCCAAGUUGCCUGCAGUAUGCUGAACAUGCUGAUACAUUACGUACAUAGACUUCAAGUGUAUCAAGCUGAUUCACCUUUAAGAAUUAUUCAAAUUCUGAUAGCAACUAUUACGCAUCUGCUACCCAGUACAGAAGCUUCCUCUUAUGAACAGGAUAAGAGGUUGGUUGUUUCUUUACUUCUGUGCUUAUUGGAUUGGAUAAUGGCCUUGCCAUUAAAGACCUUGCUGCAGCCUCUUCACACUACAGGAGGAGAAAAUGAUAAGACUGAAAGAUCCGUUCUUAAUUGUAUAUAUAAGGUUCUGCAUGGAUGUGUCUAUGGAUCUCAGUGUUUUAGCAACCCUAAAUAUUUUCCUCUAAGCCUUUCUGAUUUGGCAUGUGUGGAUUACGAUCCUUUUAUGCAUUUAGAAAGCUUGAAGGAACCAGAACCACUGCAUUCUCCAGACUCUGAGAGGUCUUCUAAACUUCAGCCGGUCACUGAAGUGAAAACUCACAUGCAACAAGGAUUAAUUUCUGUUGCUGCUCGUACUGUGAUAACACAUCUAGUCAACCACUUAGGCCACUAUCCUAUGAGUGGAGGUCCUGCUAUGCUAACCAGUCAAGUCUGUGAAAACAAUGACAAUCCGUACAGUGAAAGUCCUGAACUUUCUCCUGAACUUUUUGAGAACCCAAACCUUCAGUUCUUUGUGUUAAACAAUACAUCCCUGGUCUCUUGCAUACAAAUCCAAGCAGAAGACGACAUGCCUGGGGGAGGACUGUCUGCUGGACUUGCAUCUGCUAAUUCAAAUGUUAGAAUUAUAGUGCGUGACCUAUCUGGCAAAUACUCGUGGGAUUCGGCCAUUUUGUAUGGACCAUCAUCUUUAUGUGGAUCUUCACAACAAACUUCUUUUGCACUUUCAUUAUCUCAACAAGAUAAACCAGAAGAUGCUCUUUCAUCUUUUGAGCAUGUAGAGGAUGUAUCUGCAAGGGAUGGAAUUACACUCCAAGUAAAAAGGAAAUUUAGAGACACUGUACCAACAUGGGAUACCAUUAGGGAUGAAGAAGAUGCCCUUGAUGAGCUCCUGCAGUAUUUAGGUGUUACAAGCCCCGAAUGCUUACAGAGAACUGGUGUCUCACUCAAUAUUCCUGCUCCUCAACCAGUCUGCAUCUCAGAGAAGCAGGAGAACGAUGUCAUCAAUGCAAUUCUGAAACAGCACACAGAAGAGAGGGAGUUUGUUGAAAAGCAUUUCAAUGAUUUAAAUAUGAGGGCUAUGGAGCAGGAUGAGCCAACCUCACAAAAGCCCCAGUCAGCAUUUUACUACUGCAGAUUACUUCUCAGUAUACUGGGAAUGAAUUCUUGGGAUAAAAGAAGGAGCUUUCAUCUCCUGAAGAAAAAUGAAAAGUUACUUCGAGAACUCAGAAAUUUGGACUCGAGACAAUGCCGAGAGACACACAAGAUUGCAGUGUUUUAUGUUGCUGAGGGACAAGAAGAUAAACACUCCAUUCUUACUAAUACUGGGGGAAGUCAAGCCUAUGAGGAUUUUGUAGCUGGUCUUGGCUGGGAGGUAAAUCUCACAAACCAUUGUGGCUUUAUGGGAGGACUGCAAAAAAACAAAAGCACUGGACUGACCACUCCAUAUUUUGCUACCUCGACAGUAGAAGUAAUGUUCCAUGUGUCAACAAGAAUGCCUUCUGAUUCAGAUGACUCUUUAACAAAAAAGCUAAGACAUUUAGGAAAUGAUGAAGUACACAUUGUCUGGUCAGAGCAUACUCGAGAUUAUAGAAGAGGAAUAAUUCCAACAGAAUUUGGUGAUGUUCUUAUAGUUAUCUAUCCCAUGAAAAACCAUAUGUUCAGUAUCCAGAUCAUGAAAAAGCCUGAGGUUCCAUUUUUUGGUCCACUCUUUGAUGGUGCUAUUGUGAAUGGAAAAGUUCUUCCUAUUAUGGUUCGUGCAACAGCUAUAAAUGCAAGCCGUGCAUUGAAAUCAUUAAUCCCAUUAUACCAAAACUUUUAUGAGGAGAGAGCACGAUACCUGCAAACAAUUGUUCAACAUCAUCUAGAGCCUACAACUUUUGAGGAUUUUGCUGCUCAGGUUUUCUGUCCAGCACCUUACCACCAUUUGCCCUCAGAGACAGAUCAUUAAAUAUCAGUUCUGUUUAUCUGAAGGCUUCUGCCCAGAGACUCAGCCGGGAGAAACUCCAGCAGCAGCAACAGCACAGGUGGAUGGAACAGACUUAGCCUCUCCAAUGUCUCCUCGGACUAGCAAGAGCCGCAUGUCCAUGAAACUGCGCCGCUCCUCUGGCUCAGCCAACAAGUCCUAAGUGGCGCGAUGCCUGCAGCUUGCUAGUGAACAGCGAUCGGCCACCCUUCCCGCAGCCGCGCGCCGCUUUCCGUUAAAGGAUAAUGUCUCUAAUGUGUGUGUGCCCCUUCCCUGCAUACCCCUGUUCUGUACGUUUAUUUUAAACAGUGACACUGGAAUUUUACUUUAAUGUUUUAACUUUUGGGGGUUUUUUAUCAAACUCCAGGCUGCCUUUUUUUUUUUUUUUUUUUUUUUUUUUUUUUUCCCCCCUCUGCAGUGCAGUUUGUCCUCUGCACCUUUUACCUUCCUGGAUGAUUACGAUAUCUUAACAGUACUCAUUUUUAACUCUGGUUGAUCUCGAGUCGUAUAUGGAAUUGGAGACUGCAGUUUGAUUACACUAUAUUUAUUGUGCCCCAUUGCAAUUUUCUCUGUAACAAAGAAAGAAAUAUGUACAACUUGAAAAUGAAUGUACAAUUUUAAAUUGAAGUUGCAUUUGUAAAGUCUUUGUCAGAUGUCACAAUGUUAAUGCACAGGAUGUGUACAGAUUAUUUAUGUUAGGAAUAAAAUAGUUCAACGGCCUUUCAAGCAUUACAGAGUCCAAACGAAAUAACUUGCUCGUAGCACCAACUCUUUCUUCACAAAGCAACUAUCAUUUCAUAACUCUGCAGGUGAUGCCAUAAUCUAUGCCAGAAAAACAAAACAAAAAAAAUCACUGUGCUGAAAUUCUACUUAUGCUUGGCUUCCAAAUAUUUUUAUAAUGUUUUGCUUUUCCAAGUGGUAUCAAUAGUAAAUGCCAUUGAGUUUCAUGGUUUUUAGCCUUUAUCACCGGGCUGGGUCUAGAUGUAUAUUCUUGUUUCUUACAUUUAAAAAAAAAAAAAAAAAAAAAAAGCACUCUCCUCAUAGAAAUUCAUUGCUCUGAUGAUGUGUACUAGGGAAGAAAAGGAAACAUGUUCCAGGAGCCUGGCCUGAAAUGCUGACGAUUCCAACCCCGUGAGUGCAGAUUAGUACACGCGUUCCACCCUCCCAGAGAUAUUUUCCUACAGAAGAUGAAAUGCUCACAUUUUGAGUCUGGCAAACGACAAAAUGCUGUUAACAAAAUGUAGCAUGACAUCGGUACUAACUGCAUGUGUAAAUAUAUCAUAUGGGCAACAAUAAAAAGAUAAAUUACGUAUUGUCAUUCAUGGAGUAUCUACAAAUUUGUAAUGGUUGAAGAGAAGACAUGCUAUUUAAUAAUACAAUAAAAUUAUUCUUACCA